This is a messenger RNA of Anisakis simplex (herring worm), 873 nucleotides long. The record is from the annotation of a GenBank genome assembly. Lineage: Eukaryota; Metazoa; Nematoda; Chromadorea; Rhabditida; Anisakidae.
AUGGCACGUAUCUCUCGUUAUGAGUUGCUUUCAAGUUCAGUCGGUGCUCUCGUACACAUCCUCUUCGUUGCAAUACCAAAAGAUUUAUGGCGGUGGCGGAAUUUGACACCGAAAGAUGUUCGCAACAAAACAAUUGUUAUCACUGGAGCUGCAUCUGGACUCGGUAAAGCAAUGGCCGAAUUGUUUGCUAUUGAUUAUGGCGCUAAAGUGGCUAUCGUUGAUGUGAAUGAGAUCUCUGCGAGUUGUUACACACAGUUGGUGGCAUGUAAAUCAUCAAAUUCAGGACAAGUGGACAUCGUAAUUUGUAAUGCAGCGAUUCUCUUCUUUGGUCAUGCCCUUCAACUGACUACAGCACAACUGCAGAAAUCAUUCAAUGUCAACAUAAUGGGCACUGUUAAUACAAUACGAGCAUUUUUGCGUGAUAUGGAGGAACGGAAUGAUGGCCAAAUCGUAGUGAUAUCGUCAAUUGCCGGAUGUUUUGGAGAAACAAAUGGUCUUGCUUACUGUCCAAGUAAGUUUGCGGUUCGAGGAGUGAUGGAAAGUAUCCAAAUGGAGAUGAGAGAUCGAGGUUUGAAUGGGAUUAAGUUCACGACCAUUUAUCCGUAUUUCGUUCGAACACCAAUGAUUCUCAAAAUGGGAAUGCGACCAACGUCAUCCUUGACAUCAAAUAAUGUGAGGAUGGCAAUAAGAGAAUAUCUGAAUUGUCGCUAUGAACCAAUGGAAAAACUCGAACUUGAAAAGGAUCAGCAGUGUACAUUAUCAAAAAAUAUUGAUUUCUUCAAAAAACUUGACCUGCUGUGGAAAUGCCUUGCACAGGCGCCAUUAUUUGCGGUUACGGUAACGAAUCUUUGGUUCAUUAUUGUUUCAGAUUAA